AUGGAGAAUCCAGACAAGAUUGGAAGGCUUUCAAGUUGCCGAGGUGUGGCCUUUGAGAUCAAACCACAUUCAGACCCAUUCGCCAUCACAACUCCGGCCAUAGCCGAGCGUCAUGGAAGCAAAAGACAAUGGCUUCCAUGGGGCAGCUUUUCAAAAAUAGUCCCAUCUUCCAGCAUCAUACAAAAGUCCACAAGUCGAGCCAGUAGCCAUUUCUGUGAUCUAGAACUUGAGGGUGACGAUGAAGACGACGACACUUUAAACUCUUUGGAAGAAGGAAACGAGGAGGAGGACCUGAACCCAGUUCCCCUUCCCCUUCCUGCUUCCAAAAGCCACAGCCAACUACCUCCAAAGGCCGCAAAGCCCAAAGAUUCAUCAAGACUAUCGAUUAUACAGGUCGAUCAAGGCCUUUUCACGGUCUACAAGCGACUCUUCGUAGUUAGGUUGGCCUUAAACAUCACCGAUAUAAUCCUUGCAGCUACCAGGAAUUUCUCAUAUGCAAGGCGAAGAGCUACUCUUUUCUCUAUUGGCAACAUUCUCACUUUGACUCUGUGUCGAAGCGAGGCGUUCUUGAGGGUUGUCUUCUGGCUUGUCGUGAAGAUCUUUGGGCGGUUGUGGGUGCAUCUGCCACUCAAAACCGCCCUGACAUCUCUCCUAGAGUCGCUAGGAGGGAUACAUAGUAGCUGUGGUGUUUCCUCCAUUGCUUGGCUUGUAAACGCUUUAGUCCUCACUCUCAAAGACAGAGAAAACAGUUCUACUGGAAUUGUAUGGGUUGCAUCGACGAUUCUCUCUCUUCUCGCCUUCUCUGCCUUAGUCUGGGCUUUAAUAAUCCUUACUAUCUCUUACGAUCCAAAAACCAAAUCCUAUAGCAACCAACUGGGAUCUAGAUUGAUAAAACAACAAGAAUUCUGGUUCACAGUAGCCAUCACACUGCUAAUAAUUCUCCCAUGGCUGACAGUGAGGCGUGUCGCAGUUAAGGUCUCGGCUCCUUCUACCCACGCCUCCAUAAUCAAGUUCCAAGGUGGUGUCAAAGAGGGUGUAUUGGGCCGUAUCAGCCCAUCACCGUUAUCUGAACGGCACGCAUUUGGUAUCAUUUCGGACAAUAAGAAAGAACACAUUAUGUUGGCUGGUGCAGUUGGGGACUUCACAAAGUCAUUGGUUUCGAACCCACCGAGCCAUUUGUGGGUUAGACAGGUUCACUUUGCUGGUCUCCCAUACCUUGUCAACGUGUACGAUCGAGUUUUGCUAGUGACAACUAGCUGGGGUAUCUGCGUCUUCUUGUCAUUUCUGUUGCAGCCUUGUACAGCUAAUAACUUUGGAAAAGAAAUUAAAGAUUGGGUGAGUGGGUACCCGAAAGAGAAAGUGAUUGUUCAUGACACCGCAGUGCUUGGCCGUCCCAAUGUGUCUCAGAUGAGCGUCAACACCGCGAGGAACUGGAAGGCUGAAGUGGUUAUUGUUACAAGUAAUCCAGAAGGGAGCAGAGAUGUUGUCAAUGCUUGA
Molecule: messenger RNA, 1497 nt
Organism: Camellia sinensis
Lineage: Eukaryota; Viridiplantae; Streptophyta; Magnoliopsida; Ericales; Theaceae
Source: RefSeq, a predicted model, not a curated record